Molecule: messenger RNA, 1128 nt
Organism: Phodopus roborovskii (desert hamster)
Lineage: Eukaryota; Metazoa; Chordata; Mammalia; Rodentia; Cricetidae
Gene: Igfbp3
Product: insulin like growth factor binding protein 3
Exons: 5
Coding region: 112-990 (292 amino acids)
Biological process (GO): regulation of insulin-like growth factor receptor signaling pathway
Cellular component (GO): extracellular region
Molecular function (GO): insulin-like growth factor II binding; insulin-like growth factor I binding; fibronectin binding
Source: RefSeq, a predicted model, not a curated record
AGCGCGGCUACCAGACACUGAAGACCUGCUGCUCGCUCCUCACAUCCCGCAGCCUCGUCCCGCGUGCUCCACUCCGCUCCCCUCCGCCGAGCCGCACGCCCUCCGCCCGCCAUGCAUCCCGCGCGCCCUGCGCUCUGGGCGGCUGCGCUCACCGCACUCACUCUGCUUCGCGGGCCGCCGGUGGCGCGGGCCGGCGCGGGCGCGGUGGGCGCGGGCCCCGUGGUGCGCUGCGAACCGUGCGACGCGCGUGCGCUGGCCCAGUGCGCGCCUCCGCCCACCGCGCCCGCGUGCACCGAGCUGGUGCGAGAACCGGGCUGCGGCUGCUGCUUGACUUGCGCGCUGCGCGAAGGCGACGCGUGCGGCGUCUACACCGAGCGCUGCGGCACCGGCCUCCGCUGCCAGCCACGGCCCGCGGAACAGUACCCGCUGAAGGCGCUGCUCAAUGGCCGCGGGUUCUGCGCCAACGCCAGCGCCGCCGGCAGCCUGAGCGCCUACCUGCCCUCCCAACCCGCUCCAGGAAACGCUAGUGAGUCUGAGGAGGACCACAGUGCUGGGAGUGUGGAAAGCCAGGCUGUCCCCAGCACACACCGAGUGACUGAUUCCAAGUUCCAUCCACUCCAUGCAAAGAUGGAUGUCAUCAAAAAAGGCCAUGCCAGGGACAGCCAGCGUUACAAAGUUGACUAUGAGUCACAGAGCACAGACACACAGAACUUCUCCUCUGAGUCUAAGCGGGAGACAGAAUACGGCCCCUGCCGCAGAGAAAUGGAAGACACACUCAAUCAUCUGAAGUUCCUCAAUGUCUUAAGUCCCAGAGGUGUCCACAUCCCAAACUGUGACAAGAAGGGAUUCUAUAAGAAGAAGCAGUGCCGCCCAUCCAAAGGCAGAAAGCGGGGCUUCUGCUGGUGUGUGGACAAGUAUGGACAGCCCUUGCCUGGCUAUGACACCAAGGGGAAAGAUGACGUACACUGCCUCAGUGUGCAGAGCCAGUAAAUGCCACUGUGCCACUUGAAGUGGAGCUCCAAUACGCCUUAUUUUGCACAAAAGAUGCCAACAACGUGAUCAGCAGCUGGCUACAGCCUUGACUUAUAUUUCCUUUUUUUUUUUUUUUUUUUUUUUUUUUUUUUUUUU